AGCGCUCUUGCGGCUGCUGCACACUACGGCCAUCUAGAUGUGGUGCGAUUUCUUGUUGGUAGAGGGGCAUUUGUUAAUAUGCCAAGCCAGACCAGGGUCGAUACUAGCGCCCUUUACGUUGCGGCAAAAUGGGGGUACUUGGAGGUUGUACAGUUCCUUGUCGACAAAGGGGCAAUUCUUAAUGUGCCGCGCCAGGGCGGGGGCGACAUCUGUUUGGCGCUUGGUGCCGCAAGACGAGAACGACGUCAUAGCGUUGUAGCAUUUCUCAUUAGUAAAGGGGCAAUAGAAUGAUGGGUGCUUCACAUCAAUCAUCAUAUAUAACCUAUCUCAAUGUCGUCUGCAACAUUAGGUCAGAUACCCAGGUGCAACAACCAAUCGAUAAGCCGAGCUGUAGUCCCUAGCUCAAACCCCCAUGCACUUCCGCAUUCCCCAGAGCUUCAGCCCUGCGACCCACCUCUAGUUAGUAGGUUCUAGUUAGGUAACUUCGCCAAAACGACCACAUUCGCCAGUGCCUCCGAGAAUCAUAAUAAUAAUCAUAAUAUCACGCCCAAAAUGUCGUCCUUCGAUCAGCCAUUGCCUCCAUAUAAUGCAUCCGACCCCACCGCCACCUUUGUAGGGACCUCAUGCCUCGACUUCCUGCUCAUCGAGCUAGUGCCCAUGGCAUACCGGAUCGCGAAUGAAUUAGGGGAAGCAGCCGACGACGCUGGCAGCGGCAGUGGCGGGAACAAGAACAACGAGGAGGCCGGGUCCGUAAGCACAUCCGCCGGUACCAUAAGUACGGCCCCCGGGACCGCCUCGGCGACGGGGAGGAAAAGCAAGCUAGACGAGGACGAAGAAAGAGAAGCAGUCUUUUUCCGCCUUGAGGGCCUUGGGUAUCGUGUGGGAUUGGGACUGGUUGAGCGCUUCUCCCGUGAUCGCCCACGGUUCACCGACACGUUAGACGCCAUCAAAUUCGUGUGCAAAGAUCUCUGGAUGCUCGUCUUCAAAAAGCAAGUCGACAACCUCAAGACCAAUCAUCGCGGUGUCUAUGUGCUGACGGACCACGCGUUCCGCCCGCUGUCGCGCAUGAGCGCCGACGCUGGUGGCCAAGCCGUUGCGCGUGCACAACCCUUCCUCUGGUUCCCUUGUGGCAUUCUCCGCGGCGCCUUAGCAGCCAUGGGCAUCAGCUCCACAGUGCAAGCCGAGACAAGCGAGCUACCAGGCGCAGUCUUCCAGAUCAAGACAACACCAGCAGCUCCCAAGUAAGCGAUAACAAACAUAGGUAAAGAAAAGACAUAAUGAGAUAUCAGACACCCCAUGAAAAGCCUCAAUGAAAAUCUCCAGACAGAUCAGAUCAGAUCAGAUAAGUAAGCGAGAAGACUCUUCUACAUAGAUAGGACUGGGCCAAGAUCUGGGCGGAAGAUCUGCGCAGCUCAGCACCCAGAAGUUUUGAGGGGGAUACAACGGCAUAAAGCCAGACCAAGCGAAGCCAGGCUCAAGGCAGGGAAGAAGGCGCAAAUAAUCAUCUAGAAAGGUGAAAUCCAGAACUCGGGUUCUGAAACCCAGACGGUCCGAGGCAGAGAUAAUCUGUCCGCGAAACAGAAGAGAAUGGGCGCAGGCCACGGGAUAGGAGACGCAAAAUAGCGUCUACCCGGAAACAAGCAUAGCACCAAUGAUAAUUUCACUUACGAGUGGAACAACAAUUAAAAUAAGACUUUUAAGUCCCACACACAUACACACACAUACACUCUAUCUCCCUCAAAGCUCACGACUCAAUCUAACCCCAGUAUGAAUCAUCUACCGACCAAGAUCUCUAUCUAUCCACAACAGCGUAAAUAAACAUUACCUUUCCUCCUCAACCCAGCCCC
Messenger RNA from Xylaria bambusicola, 1847 nucleotides. RefSeq names its product BET3 family protein. Gene Ontology annotation, biological process: regulation of GTPase activity; endoplasmic reticulum to Golgi vesicle-mediated transport. The record is from RefSeq and is a predicted model, not a curated record. The transcript is spliced from 3 exons. Bases 553 to 1245 code for a protein of 230 amino acids. Gene Ontology annotation, cellular component: trans-Golgi network; cis-Golgi network; TRAPP complex. Lineage: Eukaryota; Fungi; Ascomycota; Sordariomycetes; Xylariales; Xylariaceae.